Meyerozyma guilliermondii ATCC 6260 is the source of this 1116-nucleotide messenger RNA. It is a transcript of the gene HEM3, whose product is annotated as hydroxymethylbilane synthase. The transcript has a single exon. Bases 1 to 1116 code for a protein of 371 amino acids. Gene Ontology annotation, cellular component: cytoplasm. Gene Ontology annotation, biological process: heme biosynthetic process. Gene Ontology annotation, molecular function: hydroxymethylbilane synthase activity. Lineage: Eukaryota; Fungi; Ascomycota; Pichiomycetes; Serinales; Debaryomycetaceae. The record is from RefSeq and is a predicted model, not a curated record.
AUGACAAACUUUGAUCCUAACACAACCAAGCAUAUCCAGAUUGGCGGAAGAAAACUGACACUAGCGGUGGCUCAAUCCAACAUUGUCAAGAAACAUUUGGUUGCGAAGUUCCCACAACUCAAGUGUUCGAUUUUGGCGUUGAGCACUUUGGGAGACCAAAUCCAGUCGCAACCACUCUACCUGUUCGGAGGCAAGGCGCUUUGGACCAAGGAAUUAGAAACACUUUUGAUGCAAGCCAUCGGAGGUCUUCCGCAGCUCGACAUGAUUGUCCAUUCGCUCAAAGAUGUCCCCACAAAUCUCCCUGAGGAGUUCGAAUUGGGUUGUAUUUUGGACAGACUGGACCCGCGUGAUGUCCUUGUGAUGAGAAAGGGCUCGAAAUACAAAUCUUUGGCGGAAUUGCCGGCCGGAACCAUGGUUGGAACUUCCUCGGUAAGAAGGUCAUCGCAGCUUAUGAAGAACUACCCCCACUUGCGGUUCGACUCUGCUAGAGGAAAUAUUAACACCAGAGUGCAAAAACUCGACGCUGAAGACUCGCCUUUCGAAUGUCUUUUAUUGGCUGCUGCCGGAUUACAGAGAGUAGGUUUGGACCAUCGAAUCACCACCUAUUUGGAUGCUCCCGAUAUGUAUUACGCAGUGGGCCAGGGAGCCUUAGGAGUGGAAAUCAGAAAGGGAGAUGAACAAAUUAAACAACUUUUACAAGCGAUUGAAGAUGUUCCUACUUCACUCUGCUGUCAUGCCGAAAGAUCGCUCAUGCGUUACUUGGAAGGAGGAUGUUCAGUGCCCAUUGGUGUGCACACCGACUACGACAAAACUACACAAGUGUUGAAAUUCAAUGCCAUCGUCGUUAGUCCCGAUGGAAAUGAGUUUGUCGAAGAUAAGAUAGAAAUGAAGGUUACUACUAAAAGUGAAGCCGAUGCUUUGGGUCAACAAUUGGGCGACAAAUUGAUAGCCAAAGGUGCAAAGGAAAUCUUGGCUGCAAUCAAUUUUGACCGAAUCAACCAACCACCAGUGGUGGUUCCAUCGCCUGCACCAUCGGAGAUUAUCGUAUCCAGUUCGGAUGAAGAAAAGGAGAAAUUCGGAGAAGAUCGGAUGAGUGGCGCCCAAAGAUAUGUAUAA